Messenger RNA from Trichoplax adhaerens, 1296 nucleotides. RefSeq lists its product as uncharacterized. Gene Ontology annotation, biological process: dephosphorylation. The transcript has 13 exons. Gene Ontology annotation, molecular function: phosphatase activity. Bases 1 to 1296 code for a protein of 431 amino acids. The record is from RefSeq and is a predicted model, not a curated record. NCBI's taxonomy places the organism in Eukaryota, Metazoa, Placozoa, Uniplacotomia, Trichoplacea, Trichoplacidae.
AUGUCGCUAAAAUUUCAGCCACUGCUUAUAGCCGCCAUACGAUGCAGUCUUCUCCUUUCACUUGUAAAAGUAAAUUAUACCGCUGCACUAGUUAAUUCAAGCUUACAGUUGGUUUACGCCAGUGUUCUUUACCGUCAUGGCGAUCGAUCACCAACCCAUGUCUUGCUUAAUCUUCCACAUCCCUUGAAGCCUUGGCCACAAGGAUUAGGUCAGCUAACUCAGGAAGGGAUGCGUCAGGAAGCAAAAUUAGGCGAAUUCUUUAAGAAUCGUUACGUACACCAAUUGCACUUGAUCAACGCAACUUAUGUCAGACGAGAGGUUAAAAUUCGAAGCACUGACUAUGAUCGUACGUUAAUGAGUGCAGAAGCACAAUUGAGCGCCCUAUAUCGGCCUGCUGGAAGACAGAUAUGGAACAAAAAUUUAUUAUGGCAGCCAAUACCAAUUCACACAGUACCCAGGGCUAAUGAUACGUUAUUGAAAAGUCAAUCUCUUGCAUGCCCAAGAUAUGAUCAAAGCGUGCAAAACAACCUAAAAUCAAACAAAUUUAAAGAUUUCAUUAAGAAAGAUGGGGGCUUUGUAAAAAAAAUUUACGAACUUGCCGGCUAUAACGGCUCCCAUAAGAACAUUUACUACGCUGCACAUGAGAUUAAUGGUGCUUUGUUUUGCAUGCAAAAACACAAUUUAACGUUGCCACACUGGGCCAAUUCUACCGUUUUAGUACGUCUAAGGAAAAUUGCAUUGUUUGUAAAGCUCCUGAAAUAUAGUAGCCCAAUCCAACAAAAAGUUACUGCAGGAGAAUUAUUGUAUCGUAUGAUUCAUGAUAUGAAAUCAGUAAAGUCUGGAACGAAAAUGAAUCCUACUAAGCUCAUGAUGUAUUCAGCGCAUGAUUCCAACGUUAUGGCCAUAUUAUUAGCCUUAGGCUUCCAUCUGACGAAAAAUCCUCCAUAUACUGCAACUGUAAUGCUUGAGCUGUAUAAAGAUAAAAAUGGGACAUAUUUAGUUCAAGUUUUAUAUCGAAAUUCUUCCGUAACAGUUACUUUACAACUGCCCGGCUGCAAGCGAUUGUGCCCUUUAAAUGAUUUUGAAAAGCUUACAUCAAAUGUGACUUUCCCACCUCUGAAUCGUAAAGAAAUUUGUACAAUAAAGACAUCGCAUACUUUAUCGCCCGUAAAUAUCGCAAUAAUCGCCGCAGUUGGAGGUAUCAUCAUUCUAUUUGGAAUUCUUUUAAUAUUGCGAUAUUAUUUUCGACAUGUGCACAGUAAACAAUCUUACGAUCGGAUCGUAGAGUUUAAUUAG